AUUUACAUUAACCAAACCGGGUAUAACCCAAUUUACAUUGAUUGCCAGCUCACCACUUCAUUCCCGCGCUUUCCAGAACCCUCUCGACUCUCUCUCUCUCUCUCUCUUCUUUCUCUCUCCUCUUGCAGUAGCAGAGAAAUCCAGUCCUCACUGGUUGUUUCCCGAUCCAUCUUCCACAAUCUUCCACCUCUGUAUUAUCUCUCGAUCUCCUCCCCAAAUUGUAUAUAUAAUCAAAUGGCACAUCUCAUUCUUCUCCAUCAAAAUUCACGAACAAUUUAACUGCCAAUUUCCAUCACACACACACACACACACAAAAACACCUACUGAAAUCUCGAUUGUUUUCGACAAUGGCGAAGAGUGAAGGGAAGGCAAUCGGAAUCGACCUCGGCACGACGUACAGCUGCGUCGGCGUUUGGCAGAACGACCGCGUCGAGAUCGUCCCCAACGACCAGGGCAACAGGACCACCCCGUCCUACGUGGCGUUCACCGACACCGAGCGGCUGAUCGGCGACGCCGCCAAAAAUCAGGUGGCGAUGAACCCUCGGAACACCGUUUUCGACGCCAAGCGCCUCAUCGGCCGCCGAUUCUCCGACCCCUCCGUCCAGGGCGACAUGAAAUUCUGGCCGUUCAAGGUGAUCCCCGGCCCCGGCGACAAGCCGAUGAUCCAGGUUCAGUAUAAGGGAGAGGAGAAGCAGUUCUCCGCCGAGGAAAUUUCGUCUAUGGUGUUGACGAAAAUGAGGGAAAUCGCCGAGGCGUUUCUAGGGCAAACUGUCAAAAACGCCGUCGUAACGGUCCCCGCCUAUUUCAACGAUUCGCAGCGGCAGGCGACCAAGGACGCCGGAGCUAUCGCCGGACUAAACGUUAUGAGGAUUAUCAACGAGCCUACCGCCGCCGCCAUAGCUUACGGUUUGGACAAAAAGGCUUCGAGGAGCGGCGAGAAAAACGUGUUGAUUUUCGAUCUCGGCGGCGGGACUUUCGAUGUCUCCUUGCUCACGAUCGAGGAAGGUAUCUUCGAGGUGAAAGCCACCGCCGGAGACACCCAUCUGGGCGGCGAAGACUUCGACAACCGCCUGGUGAACCACUUUGCGGCGGAGUUCAAGCGGAAGCACAAGAAAGACAUCGGCAGUAACCCCAGGGCUCUCCGGCGGCUGCGAACCGCAUGCGAGAGGGCAAAGAGAACCCUCUCCUCCACGACUCAGACCACAAUCGAGAUCGAUUCUCUCUACGAAGGGGUCGAUUUCUUCGCCACGAUCACAAGAGCCCGAUUCGAGGAGCUAAACAUGGAUAUGUUCAGAAAAUGUAUGGAGCCAGUGGAGAAAUGCUUGAGAGAUGCCAAGAUUGACAAAAGUCAAGUUCAUGAUAUCGUUCUUGUCGGAGGAUCAACAAGAAUCCCCAAAGUGCAGCAAUUGUUACAGGAUUUCUUCAACGGGAAGGAGCUCUGCAAGAGUAUAAACCCCGACGAGGCGGUGGCUUACGGUGCCGCCGUUCAGGCCGCCAUUCUCACCGGAGAAGGGGAUCAAAAAGUUCAAGAGUUGCUGCUUCUUGAUGUGGCCCCUCUUAGCCUCGGUAUCGAAACCGCCGGUGGAGUGAUGACAGUUUUGAUACCGAGAAACACCACAAUUCCGACGAAGAAAGAACAAGUUUUCUCGACUUACGCAGACAAUCAGCCAGGUGUCGUGAUCCAAGUGUACGAAGGGGAGAGGCCUAUGACUAAGGACAACAAUCUUCUCGGCAAAUUCGAGCUCAAGGGCAUUCCGCCUGCUCCGAGAGGGGUCCCACAGAUCAACGUGUGCUUCGACAUGGAUGCAAAUGGGAUUCUAAAUGUUUCGGCGGAGGAUAAAACUGCAGGUGUGAAGAACAAGAUCACGAUCACAAACGAUAAGGGGAGGUUGAGCAAAGACGAAAUCGAGAGAAUGGUGCAGGAGGCGGAGAAGUAUAAGGCGGAGGAUGAAGGGGUGAAGAAGAAGGUGGAAGCAAAGAAUGCUUUGGAGAAUUACGCUUAUAACAUGAGGAACACCGUUAAGGACGACAAGAUCGGAUCGAAAUUGGGUGGAGAGAAGGCGAAGAUCGAGAAGGCGAUUGACGAGACGAUUGAUUGGCUGGAGAGGAACCAAUUGGCUGAGGUGGAGGAGUUUGAGGAUAAGUUGAAGGAUUUGGAGAAUUUGUGUAACCCGAUUAUUUCGAAGAUGUAUCAGGGUGGCGCCGGAGAUGUGCCGAUGGGCGGCGGUUUUGACAUGAAUGGUGGUGCUGGUGGUGGCUAUGGUAAGGCUGGUUCCGGGAAUGGUGCUGGUCCUAAGAUUGAAGAAGUUGAUUAAAUCCUCUGCUUCUUACUCUGUUUUCUUUUAGUGUUUGUGGGCUAGAAUUUGAGAUCAAUGUGAAAAAAUUGAUAUUGUUGCUAUAUAGUAAUGUACUAUGUUUGAAAUUACUUGUUUGGGAUAAGUAAAUUCUUGUACUUUGAAGAUUAUGUUGAUGUAAUGAAAUAAAAUUAGAAUUGUUUCUUUCAAA
Molecule: messenger RNA, 2505 nt
Organism: Erythranthe guttata (spotted monkey flower)
Lineage: Eukaryota; Viridiplantae; Streptophyta; Magnoliopsida; Lamiales; Phrymaceae
Product: heat shock cognate 70 kDa protein
Molecular function (GO): ATP-dependent protein folding chaperone; ATP binding
Source: RefSeq, a predicted model, not a curated record